Molecule: messenger RNA, 1165 nt
Organism: Cercospora beticola
Lineage: Eukaryota; Fungi; Ascomycota; Dothideomycetes; Mycosphaerellales; Mycosphaerellaceae
Molecular function (GO): hydrolase activity
Source: RefSeq, a predicted model, not a curated record
CCAUGAAUCUAUUGAAAAGUAUUACGACUGCUUCGCGUUGCUGUCUUCUCGCCGCGCCUGCUGUUUCUGGGCUGCGGAGUGUGCCAAUCAGAGCACUCACGAUGACCCGCGACAAUUCGACUGCAUCAGCAGCGCUGAAGCGCCUGGCUGCAAGGAUUCCAGAUGGAACAUGGGACACUCACAUGCACGUAGUCGACCCUGUCACUUUCCCCUUGGCACCAGGGGCACAAUACGUGCCAGAAGCACACACCAUGGAGCAAGCAACUACCUUUCUAGACCAGCUGGGUAUCGAAAAGGCAGUAGUCGUGCAGCCCAGUAUCUACGGCAACGACAAUGGUGCCACGCUCUCCGGGUUGCAUGACCUUGGCACAGCUAAUGGGCGUGCCGUUGUCCAAUUCGAUCCAGCAGUAACGUCGAAGGAGCAGUUGCAAGCAUGGCACGAAGCCGGUGUCCGCGGCGUGCGCUUGAACUUCAAGAGCGUCGGCGCUGACCCUUCAGGUGCUGAACUGGAGGAGAGGCUCCGCACCUAUGCCGAUGCGGUGCGGCCAUUUGGGUGGGCACUUGAUCUGUACAUAGGGGUGGAAAAAGUGCCACUGCUGGAGAAGUACAUCAACGAUCUAGGCGUCAAGGUGAUACUGGCGCACUAUGGGCAUCCAUCCAACGAGACUCUGUCGACGGCCGUGUCGGCGGAGCAGGUGCCGGGCUUUGACGCGCUGGUAAGGGUUUUGCAGAAGGGCAACGUCUGGGUGAAGCUCUCUGGCAAUUAUCGACUUUCUCGCGACCCAGACAACGCGCUCGUUGAGUCACUGGGGCGGGCAGUGAUACGCACUCGCCCUGAUCGCUGUCUGUUCGCUACAGAUUGGCCGCACACCCGCUUCGAGGACCUCGACGUGGCGCCGUUCCUGGGGCGCGUGCUGGACUGGAUAGAGGCCGAGGGAGCGAGCGUUACGCAAGUCCUGGUCGAUAACGCGCAGACCGCUUUUGAUGCUCGAUGAACAUGUUGAUACGGCCUACAGCUGCCACUUGAUGCACAGCGAUGUUGAUGUAGUAUAUUCCGUAGUUGCCGAUGGUUUCCUAGUCGAGUGAACAGACCUCACAGCCGGUGCUCGGAGCGGGAAUGAUCCUCCGAACUGCUCCGUUGCCGCGCUCUAGAAAAGUUGACGCU